This is a messenger RNA of Electrophorus electricus (electric eel), 1690 nucleotides long. The record is from RefSeq and is a predicted model, not a curated record. Lineage: Eukaryota; Metazoa; Chordata; Actinopteri; Gymnotiformes; Gymnotidae.
UAUCCACCACGCACGCUCUCACUCACUCACACACAUGCACACACAUUCAGCUGCUGUAGUUCAGUAGGGGAUAACGUAAAAACGUUUCACAUCUAAAGACAUAUUUUUCUUAAACAUGAGGUUAAUGUUUUGUUUAUUCCUCUUUUGGACUUGUCCCGGAUCCGAAUCUAAGAUUCCUACUAAUAUAAGGUGCCUCAUCAUAAAUCUGGAGUAUGUAAACUGCACAUGGGAUGAGGAAGGGAUCCUCCAGGAAAACUACACAUUCAGAAGCAGGUUUGAGAAACAUGCAGAAAAAGAAUGUCCCACAUAUCUGAAGGCCAACAAUGUCAAUGUGGGCUGUAUCCUGCCAUACAGCGAAAAAGACAUGCAAAGAUUCGAAAUCCUGCACGCUUGUGUAUUCAGACAUGACGGCAGUGUGGUUAUAGAUUACCACCAUAAAAUGACAAACAUGGUGAAGCUGGACCCUCCAUACAACCUCACAGUGAAAUUUAGAGACCCAGAGCUCUGGCUGUACUGGAAUACCAGCAGCAGGGCCAAGUCAUCAUGUAAAGAGAGUCAAGUUCGCUACAGGACUAAUGGCAAAGAGUGGCGAACUCAACACAUGAAUAUUGAGAGGAAUUCCUUCAAUGUGCCAUAUCCUAGUAAUCGGAGCAUGUAUGAGUUCCAGGUCAGAGUUCGUAUGUCUUCCAACUGUGGCCAGUCGAAAAUUUGGAGUGAAUGGAGCAAUUUGUUGGGCUGGAGCUCCCAAAAGAACACCAAUGACACAGUGACGCUGGCCACCUCUAUGGCCAUGAUGACGGUGUACUUCGCAGGAGCGGCUGUGCUCCUCAUCACUCUGUCCUGCCUGCUUAUGCACAGUGAAAGGUUAAGGGUAAUUCUUGUUCCUGUAGUACCAAGUCCCAAAAACCUCGGCGAUCUUAUUGAGAGAUAUGAUGGCAAUGUAGAGAAUUGGCUCUGUAUCUCCAAAGAACUGCAGGAUGGUUUCAAGCCCAACUUCACAGAGCGUCCAUGUCCAGUUCCUACCUUAUUGCACUGUGUGGGAGAGAUGAUAAAGAUGUACAGUCUGAGUGUUACAUUACUAUAUGAUUCAACAUGAAAACUUAUGUGAAAUGUAAUGCAAUUAUAAUUCUUUGAAAGUGAUGGUUAGUAUUUAGAAGUUCAGGAAGAUAUCUUUCAGUAUUCGAUAUAUUUGAUUUUUAAAAUAGUUCUUUUGUGAUUAAUCAAAAAAAAAUGUAAAAAAAAUGAAGCUCUGAAACAUUUAUACUAUAAUUGAAAACAUCAUCUGCGGAUUUCAUGUUAAUGUCUGUACAGAUGUUACUAAUUGCAAAGUCCUAAAACAUGUUUUUAUAUAAUUCUGAACAUGCUGAUGGACAUUACUUUGCCAUAAAUUAUGCAUCUUUUCCAACAUGCGUAUUAAUCGGUAAUAAUUUCGGUGUCACUAAAAAGUUAAUAUCAGACAUCCAAUGUUUCAGGUAUCCAUGAUGUUUCACUGAAGGGAAAAAAAUGUAAAUAAACUAUCUAAACUUUCAUGCUUCUGAAUUACCAGAGUCACAGCAGGAAAUGCAGUUAAUGCCUGCCAUCUACUGGCUAAUCAUUAAUCAUUUGACAAUAGUAAUAAUAUAGUCAUUUUAAAUCUGUAUGUUAAAAUUUGAAGCAUCUUAGUAAGUUAUUAAAUUUUAUUCUAAACAUU